Molecule: messenger RNA, 477 nt
Organism: Octopus bimaculoides (California two-spot octopus)
Lineage: Eukaryota; Metazoa; Mollusca; Cephalopoda; Octopoda; Octopodidae
Product: nuclear factor 1
Source: RefSeq, a predicted model, not a curated record
AUGUAUAUUGAUGACAACGACGAUAAUGACGCGAAUGUUAAUGAUGACGAUGAAGAGGCGAUGACGGAUGAGUUUCACCCCUUCAUUGAGGCCUUGUUGCCUCAUGUGAAGGCCUUCUCUUACACAUGGUUCAACCUCCAGGCUGCCAAAAGGAAAUACUACAAAAAACAUGAGAAGCGAAUGUCUAUGGAAGAAGAAAGGCGAGUCAAAGAGGAGCUUCAGAAUGAAAAACCAGAGAUUAAACAGAAGUGGGCUUCAAGGCUAUUAGCGAAACUGCGCAAGGACAUAACGCAGGAGUGCCGCGAGGAUUUUGUUAUGAGUAUAACUGGGAAGAGGCCACCAGUUUGCGUUUUGAGCAAUCCGGAUCAGAAGGGCAAAAUGCGUAGGAUAGAUUGUCUACGACAAGCCGACAAGGUGUGGCGACUUGACCUUGUCAUGGUAAUUCUCUUCAAAGCCAUACCCUUGGAAAGUACCGAC